Stereum hirsutum FP-91666 SS1 is the source of this 637-nucleotide messenger RNA. RefSeq lists its product as uncharacterized. NCBI's taxonomy places the organism in Eukaryota, Fungi, Basidiomycota, Agaricomycetes, Russulales, Stereaceae. The transcript has 3 exons. Bases 67 to 372 code for a protein of 101 amino acids. The record is from RefSeq and is a predicted model, not a curated record.
CCUUGCUCACCUCCCUCUCUAGUCUUUUUUUGUCGUCCAAAGGCCCCCCAUUCACCCAAUAUAACGAUGAGAGCUGCCAUAGUACUUAUCCUAUCGAGCCUGGCUGUCUUGGGACCGGCAGCCGUCCUCGCGCAGAAUGCUACCCUCCCGGACUGCGAGCAAGGUUGUGCAGAUAGUGCUCUCUCCAAUUCAGGAUGCUCUUCCUUCAAUGACACCGACUGUAUCUGCACCGGCGGCACGUGUGCCAACUUCAAUAUUUUCUGGGGUCGAUGUGUGGGGGACGUGCCAUCGUGUACCACGGACGAUUAUAAUGCCGCACUGGCGUGGCAUGAUGAUCUUUGUGCGGGCCACACUCCGGAUUGCGAGUCAUGAGACUCCAGAGUAUGGAGAUUGAGAAUGCAGGACUGGUGUGAUAUAGGCUUUGUAUAUGUCGAGACUGUAAUCUUGCAUAACAUUAGUUCAGUGGACUUGGAACAGCGUCUGUUGCGUUUUUCUCUGACAGGCACAUUGUGGCCCAAACCCGAGUCGGGUGAAAUCGCGUUUCUUUAGGUUCCCACGGUUACCGCAGAGCACGAAUCUGUUCACCGAUUUAAUGCACUGGCAUCUAUGAAUUGUGUAUGCUCUUACCCAGCCAGAC